Molecule: messenger RNA, 2129 nt
Organism: Manihot esculenta (cassava)
Lineage: Eukaryota; Viridiplantae; Streptophyta; Magnoliopsida; Malpighiales; Euphorbiaceae
Product: zinc finger CCCH domain-containing protein 40
Exons: 5
Coding region: 284-1762 (492 amino acids)
Cellular component (GO): U2-type catalytic step 2 spliceosome; U2-type catalytic step 1 spliceosome; Prp19 complex
Molecular function (GO): pre-mRNA binding; U6 snRNA binding; metal ion binding
Source: RefSeq, a predicted model, not a curated record
AAGCCUAAUCGAUUCUAAAACCGUAUCAUUUUUCUUCUUCUUUCCGACUCCCAAGUCGGAGCUCGCCAAAUAAAAACCGUAACCCUAAUUCCGAAUUUUAUAACCCUCAAAACAGUUAAUUAAUUAUUACUCGUUCCCGCUAUCCCGCAGAGAACUGACCCUAACCCGCAAAUUGGAAGAUUGAGCUUUGGAGCCUGUGAACUCCUAGUUCGAAUUCCGCCUAUCAAAUUCAAACAUUACAGGAUUAAGCAUACACUUAACCUAGGCUAGGGCUUUAGAAGAAAUGGCACACAGAUUGUUAAGAGACCUUGAGGCAGAUGGUUGGGAGCGCUCUGACUUUCCUAUCAUCUGUGAGUCUUGCCUUGGUGACAAUCCAUAUGUUCGAAUGACUAGAGCUGAAUUUGAUAAGGAAUGCAAGAUAUGUACCCGACCUUUUACAGUUUUUAGGUGGAGGCCUGGUCGGGAUGCAAGAUUUAAGAAGUCUGAGAUUUGCCAAACAUGCAGUAAGUUGAAAAAUGUUUGUCAAGUUUGUCUUUUGGAUCUAGAGUAUGGGUUGCCAGUUCAGGUUCGAGACACUGCUCUCAGUAUCAAUUCUAAUGAUGCCAUUCCAAAGAGUGAUGUCAACAGGGAAUACUUUGCCGAGGAGCAUGACCGCAGGGCAAGAGCUGGUAUAGAUUAUGAAUCUUCAUAUGGAAAGGCGCGGCCAAAUGACACUAUUCUGAAACUUCAAAGAACAACGCCAUAUUACAAAAGGAAUCGAGCACAUGUUUGCAGUUUUUAUGUAAGGGGUGAAUGCACACGAGGUGCUGAGUGCCCUUAUAGGCAUGAGAUGCCCAUAACUGGGGAGUUGUCCCAGCAAAAUAUUAAAGAUCGUUACUAUGGGAUGAAUGACCCAGUGGCAUUGAAGCUGCUUAACAAGGCUGGUGAAAUGCCCUCAUUGGAGCCACCUGAAGAUGAAAGCAUUAGAACUCUUUAUGUGGGUGGACUUGAUGCUAGGAUUACGGAGCAGGAUUUGAGAGAUAACUUUUAUGCUCAUGGGGAGAUAGAAUCUAUCAAGAUGGUGUCUCAACGAGCAAUUGCCUUCGUAACUUACACAACCAGAGAGGGCGCAGAGAAGGCUGCAGAAGAGCUGUCUAAUAAGCUAGUUAUCAAGGGCCUGAGGCUGAAGCUAAUGUGGGGAAGACCCCAAGCUCCAAAACCUGAGUCUGAGGCUUCAGAAGAAGCAAGGCAACAGGCAGCAAUGGCUCAUGGUGGGAUGUUGCCUCGGGCAGUUAUAUCCCAGCAGCAGAAUCAAUUGCACCCACCUGGGAGUCAAGUCCAACCUCCACCAAUGCACUACUUCAAUAUUCCACCACCACCACCUCAGCAGGAAAGAACCUUUUAUCCAUCAAUGGAUCCUCAAAGAAUGGGUGCCGUUGUUCCAUCCCAAGAUGGGGCUCCUAGUGGGCCAAUGGGAUCUGGGGAGAACAAAAAUGCACUGGAGAGGCAGCAAGGGCAGCACUUUCCUUAUCAGGGGAUGCCACCACCACAGGGGCAAUAUCACCAACAACUUUAUCCUCCAUAUGGAUACAUGCCUCCAAUACCCCCUUAUCAGCAGUACCCUCCAUCAUAUCACUCUGGGGUUCCCCCACCACAGGCUCCACAAGGCACCCAGCAGCACCAGCAUUCUGUCAUGCUGCCAAGGACUGCUGCACCUUCAGCAUCUACAAGCACUGGACCUCCACCUCCAGGUUCUGGAGCAUCAACUUCAUCAAAUACAUGAAACUUGGGUAUGGAUUAUAUAUGAUGUAUUUGAGCAAGUUUCUCGCAUCAUUUAUGCCUUUUUGGAUUGAAAUGUUUUAUUCCUUCUGCUUUUGGGUUGCACUAGUAUUUAACCCGCGCCAUGAUACCAGUUAUUUCUUAGGGGUGCUGUUCCAUGUAUGAAGUUAGAUCAAUCUAUCCAGAAGUAGGGGGAUUAACUGUUGCUUUCAGUAAUCAGGAGCUAAAUUAUGCUAGUGCUGCAAGCUGCUUACAUCAAAGGUGGAGUCAAUUUUGCUUGACAUUAGACUGAUGUUAUUUGGUGAACGUUGUGAUUAAAUUAAAAUAUAAGAUUUCCAGUAGCUUAAUCCCCAACCUUAGGUUGGCGGUAA